CUCCCUCCCUCCCUCCAAAGGCCUGUAUAAAGGAGGUGGGGGGAGAAGCACCUUUGUCACUUUGCUCUCAGAAACAGAGACGAUCACACUGGAUCCACUGUGGACAUCCACUCAGGAACAUCCUCAGAAAAGACCGCAGGAAGGAUUCUGGGCCUUUUGCACUGAAAAUAGAAAAGACGAAGAAAGAAGAAGAGACCUGAAGCUCACCGAGCAUCAUCAUCACCAUCAUCAUCAUCAGUCCAGCCUGGACGUGAGCGGCUCUGCAGACUUGUGGAAAGUGAUCCAAGCUUCUCAGAAGCUCCCAGCUGUGCAGCCAUGAGGAUCUUCAACCUGCUCUACCUGCUGCUGCUGCUGCUGGCCGCCAUCGCAGCACCCAUCUCCUCCGUCAGGCCAGGUGAGCUCCUCCAACUACACCGUACGGCAAGUCCCACAACUCAUUUUGUUUCAGAUUUCUUGCACCUGAGGAGAAAAUACCACCGACACCACUGCCUAUACAGACGCUGCAUGCCCCUGCACUCCAGAGUACCCUUCCCCUGAGGUAAGACACUUCAGCAUGUGUUUCUGGGUAACGGGGAGUCAUGAGGCGAGCCGUGCCAAACCGGGUCACGGAGCAGGCAGGUGGCAGUUAAGAUGGUGGCUGUGAUUAGUGGCAGAGACGAGGCCGGCCAACGAGGGCGCACACGGGGGGAACGCUGGGACAUAAAUCUCACUAACUGUGGGCUUUAAUGCCACGAGGAGUGUUUGGACGGGGAGGCGGGGGGCUGCAGGGGACUCCUGUGGUCCUUGAAGCGGUUUGGUUGUUUCUGAGCAGGACGUUAAAUGCUGUUUUUCUGUUCCAGGUCAGCGCAGCGCGGCUAUGAGGGCGACCUAAGGAGAGAAAAAUGAACUGCAGAGCGUGGCAUCAUGGACGGCAGCAAGAAACAAGAUGAAAAAAAGAAGACAGGGCACUGAAAAUGCCAACCAAAGACUCCUGUGUUUAUGUCGCUGCUCUGACACACAACAAUCUGUCCAGUCAGAUGCACAUUAAGGUUGUGGAUGACCAAAUAUAAACCAUAAAUGUUACAGAUCAUGGUUUGCAAGCAGCUCCUCAUGUUCUACUAAUGCCAAGAAAAAAGGCUAGUGAGGAGCUGAUAUGACAUUUAUCUUUAAAUAUGUGUAAUAAGCCACCUAAUAGCUACCAACCAAAGAGCUGGAAACGUUUUCAUAGUAUUCCUAUAAAGUGUUUAUAAUGUUUGUUUGCACUUCAAACGUUUAUUUUAAACUUUUUAAUAAAACACGUGUAAAUGUGCAGCUUUGUGAGACUGUUUGUGGUACAAUGUGGCAGUUUUGAGCCAGACUUCAUUCCAAUCUUGGCUAUGUGAAGGUUUAAAGGCCGAGAUUAAACGGAUACCUGCAGGCCUCCGGUUCACUCUGGCCUCUCAGCUGAACCACAUGAGAAAGGAGUCGUAAAAUCUGAGCUCCCUGUGGAGUUA
Acanthochromis polyacanthus (spiny chromis) is the source of this 1472-nucleotide messenger RNA. It is a transcript of the gene apela, whose product is annotated as apelin receptor early endogenous ligand. The record is from RefSeq and is a predicted model, not a curated record. Gene Ontology annotation, biological process: heart development; apelin receptor signaling pathway. The transcript is spliced from 2 exons. Lineage: Eukaryota; Metazoa; Chordata; Actinopteri; Pomacentridae. Gene Ontology annotation, molecular function: apelin receptor binding. The coding region runs from base 316 to 537 and encodes 73 amino acids.